GCGCUGUGUAGCCAGUCCGGCAGCGAAGGACACCGGGAGAGGAUCUGCGUCUCAGCGGGGGGGAGGACACCAGGAACACGGGAUUAACCGGCCGGAAAGUGCUUCCUCCUCCGCGUGCGUGUCCCCGUUUGACUGGAUCAGCGGGACAGAAGAAGGAGGAGGAGCUGGAGGAGAAGGAGGUUUUGGAGGUCCUUCUUGCCGGAGGAGGCACACGGCCGACGGUGUCGCUGCGACGGCGCGCCGCCCGCCGGGCGGAGCGUGCACGAGUGGACGCGUGUCAGGUGUCCUCCUCUCUCAGAUCUUGUCAGAUUCUCCUCAAAGUGGCGUGCAUCGUUUCCCAGAAUGCUACAGGUGUGAGCAGCACGCCAGGUGACCCCACUGACCACCUCCCCCCGUCCUCCCUCCCACCCUGCCGACCCUCGAGCAAUCUGCAGUCAAUCAUCUUCCUCGGCGGUGCCAUGGCAACCGCCUCCGUUCAAAGACUCAGCGGCCCUCAGCUGCUGCACUGAGGGACCCUAAAGGGCGACAGGAGAGGAGCGCAAAGCAUUCUGGGUGUUUUUAAUGGACUUGGUUUUUGAGCCACAGAAGAGCGGAGGAGUUUGUUUGACUUUGACCACCAAGGAUACAAAGCAGGAACCAACAGGAACCCACAGGAACCCACAGGAACCCGCGGGACCUCCUAGAACUUCACUUCCUCCGAACGUCCAGUCUGACAAGCCCACAGCCUCCACGUCGUCCGUGUCGAGGCCGAGAUAAAGGAGGAAAAGGGGCCCAUGAAUGAAGAGAGGGACAGCAAGGUCCAAUGUUCUAAGCUCAUCUGCUGCACCUCCGUCCUCCCUCCAACCAUCUCAGCCCCCGGGGACAUUAAAGCUGCCUCCGUCUUCAGAGGGAAUCUUUCGAUAUCGGCUCCCGCUGUGGUCAUCUUCAUUCUGGGGCGCUGCAGGCAGCCAGCAGACCGUUCUCCAUGAGGAGCAGUGGAAGAUGCCGGCUCUGCCAGCACUGCUGCUGUGGAUUCACGUGGCCGUCCCGCUGCUGACCGUGGCCCCGCCCUCCCUGGGCCAGACCAGCGUCCUCUCCGCCGUCCGCAUGGCGGCCAUUCUAGACGACCAGUCAGCCUGCGGCCGUGGCGAGCGACUGGCGCUGGGUCUGGCGAGGGAGAACAUCAACAGCCUGAUGGAGGGCUCCUCCCGGGCGAGGGUGGAGGUGGACGUCUACGAGCUGCUGAAGGACUCCCACUACGACACCACUGAUACCAUGUGUCAGAUCCUCCCGAAGGGUAUCGUCUCUGUGAUUGGCCCCGCCUCCAGCCCCGCCUCCGGCUCCACCAUCAGUCACAUCUGUGGGGAAAAAGAGAUCCCUCACGUGAAGAUCGGCCCGGAGGAAACGCCGAAGCUGCCGUACCUUCGCUUCGCAUCGGUGACCCUUUACCCGAGCAACGAGGACCUGAGCCUGGCCGUCGGCUCCAUCCUGCGCUCCUUCGGCUUCCCCACGGCCAGCCUGCUGUGCGCCAAGGCAGAGUGUCUCCUGCGACUGGAGGAGCUGGUCCACCGCUUCCUCAUCUCCAGGGACACGCUGUCGGUGCGGAUGCUGGACGACAGCCUGGACCCCACCCCCCUGCUGAAGGAGAUCCGCGACGACAAAGUGGCCACCAUCAUCAUCGACGCCAACGCCUCCAUCUCCUACCACAUCCUCAGGAAGGCCAACGAGCUGGGGAUGAUGUCGGCCUUCUACAAGUACAUCCUCACCACCAUGGACUUCCCUCUGCUGCGGCUGGAGGACGUGGUGGGCGACCAGUCCAACAUCCUGGGCUUCUCCAUGCUGAACGUCAGCCAUCCCUUCUACCUGGAGUUCAUCCGCAGCCUCAACCUGUCGUGGAAGGAGGGCUGCAACGUCAGUCCGUACCCAGGAGCGGCGGUAGGACACGCCCCUUCACAUCUGUCUUCGGCCCUGAUGUUCGACGCGGUCCACGUGGUGGUGAGCGCCGUGCGGGAGCUGAACCGCAGUCAGGAGAUCGGAGUGAAGCCGCUGAGCUGCUCGUCACCGCUCAUCUGGCAGCACGGAACCAGCCUCAUGAACUACCUCCGUAUGGUGGAGUACGACGGUAUGACGGGUCACAUCGAGUUCAACAGCAAAGGCCAGAGGACCAAUUACACCCUGAAGAUCCUGGAGAAGCACCCAGGGGGCCAUAAAGAGAUUGGUACCUGGUACUCCAACAACACGUUGGUCAUGAACGCCACCUCCCUGGACCUCAACGCGUCAGAGACGCUGGCCAACAAGACGCUGGUCGUCACCACCAUCCUGGAAAGCCCGUACGUGAUGCGUAAGCUCAACUACCAGCAGCUGGGCGGUAACGAGCGCUACGAGGGCUUCUGCGUGGACAUGCUGAGGGAGCUGUCCCACAUCCUCAGGUUCUCCUUCACCAUCAAGCUGGUGGACGACAGGGUGUACGGAGCCCCCGAACCCAACGGCAGCUGGACCGGGAUGGUGGGCGAGCUGAUCAACCGGAAGGCCGACCUGGCGGUCGCCGGCUUCACCAUCACCUCGGAGAGAGAGAAGGUCAUAGACUUCUCCAAACCCUUCAUGACUCUGGGGAUCAGCAUUCUGUACCGGGUCAACCCGAGCCGUAAGCCCGGCUACUUCUCCUUCCUGGAUCCCUUCUCUCCGGCCGUGUGGCUCUUCAUGCUGCUGGCCUACCUGGCUGUCAGCUGCGUGCUCUUCCUCGCCGCCAGGCUCAGCCCCUACGAGUGGUACAACCCUCACCCGUGCAUGCGGGACCCCCGGGACGUCCUGGAGAACCAGUACACCCUGGGGAACAGCCUGUGGUUCCCCGUGGGGGGCUUCAUGCAACAGGGCUCGGAAAUCAUGCCGCGAGCUCUCUCCACCCGCUGCGUCAGCGGCGUCUGGUGGGCCUUCACCCUCAUCAUCAUCUCCUCCUACACGGCCAACCUGGCGGCCUUUCUCACCGUGCAGAGGAUGGAGGCCCCCAUCGAGUCUCCGGACGAUCUGGCUGACCAGACAAACAUCCAGUACGGCACCAUCCACGGGGGGUCCACCAUGACCUUCUUCAUGAACUCGCGGUACCAGACGUACCAGCGGAUGUGGAACUACAUGUACUCCAAGCAGCCCAGCGUGUUCGUGAAGAGCACGGAGGAGGGCAUCGCCCGCGUCCUCAACUCCAGGUACGCCUUCCUGAUGGAGAGCACCAUGAACGAGUACUACCGCAGCCUCAACUGCAACCUCACGCAGAUCGGAGGGCUGCUGGACACCAAGGGAUACGGCAUCGGCAUGCCCCUGGGUUCUCCCUACAGAGACGAGAUCACUCUGGGGAUCCUACAGCUGCAGGAGAGCAACCGGCUGGAGAUACUGAAGAGACGCUGGUGGGAGGGGGGGCAGUGUCUCAAAGAGGAAGACCACCGGGCCAAAGGGCUCGGCAUGGAGAACAUCGGGGGGAUCUUCGUGGUCCUGAUCUGCGGCCUCAUCAUCGCCGUCUUUGUGGCCGUCAUGGAGUUCCUGUGGUCGACGCGCCGCAGCGCUGAGACGGACGAGGUCUCCGUUUGUCAUGAGAUGCUGACGGAGUUCAGAAACGCCGUCUCCUGUAAGAAGAGUUCUCGCUCCCGGCGCCGCCGACCUUUGAGCAGUGCCCGGGGCGGAGUCCUGCGUCACCCGUCGCGCCUGGCGCUGGCCACGCCGCGGCCCAUCCGCCUGGUGCGCGAGAUGCGCCUCAGCAACGGGAAACUCUACAGCGGCGUGGGCUCCAUGACGGGCGGGCCGGGCACGGGAGGGCUCCCUGGUUUGGGGCCGGGGCCACUGAGGUUGCUGGAGGACUCGCUGGGAGGCCACACCGCCGCCGGCGCACCUCCUCCGGCGUCGGCCCUGGUGGCCCCGCCCCCCCCGCUGCGUGGCUUCCUGCAGGGCUGCAGCCACGUGCGAAUCUGCCAGGAGUGCCGGCGGAUCCAGAGCUCGAGGCCGGCCGCGCUCACACCUCCUCUGCCCUCCUCCUUCCUCCUCGUCCUCCUCCAAGUCCUCCUGCUACCGGGUGCCUCCCCCCGGGGGUCACCCACCUCCGACACAACCCCCCAUCACCACAACCACUACCACCACGGCUCCAUGUCGCUGCCUCGCCUCCCGCCGCCGCCUCCACCAAUGCCGGCGAACAAAGCUGACAGCGACGGGGGCGGGGGGGCGCCAAGUCCGCGGCAGAGCAACAGCAGACCACAGCCGCCCCCACCGCGGCCACAGCCGCCCCCGAGGACGCCAACGCGCCCGCCGACGGACUUACUGGUGGGUCACAACUGACGCAAAAGAAGGCUGUGUGGGCGGUCAACAGCGGGGGGCAAAGGUCAAGGUUUUAAAACCACGUUUUCGGCCCCAAUGACACAUAUGGUCCAAAACUGGGAGGCCGCUGGGGGAAACCAUUUUGACCCAUUUGAGGGGUCGUCCCUAGAAACAAGGCCACAUUGGUUCGAUGGAUCAAACCACUAAACGGACGGACUAAACCAAUCUGAUGGCGGGAAACAUGAAUGGAUCGUAUUAAACGGUACGCGAGGUGGAUGAAUGCAACGUUCCGUUAAACAGGUACUUGGUCACUUGAGUCGGGCUGCAGACGGACAAACAAAACGUGCAGAUAAAUCGUCCCGGGGGCUCAUCUGUCGCCCCCCCGCUCAGUCCUCCACCUCGGCGAGGAGGACUUUCCCUUGACGUUUGAGUACUGAACCAGAUGUUGAGACCUGCUGUGCACACGGUCACGCGCGGCAGCAGAGCAGCUGUGCAGUCAUCUGUCGAUCCUCUGAGCGGCUCCGAAAGGUCGCGGCUCUCCAUGACCCCGGGUCGUUCAUUCACAUGUCUAUUGAACUGUCUGCUCCACGAGGUCGACGCGUCAAUCACCUGAAGUGUACCGAGCCGCGCUGGGCCGCGUGGCGUCUCUUUCACCAGGAGACAGGAGACAUCAUACGUCCUGGUAACAGUCGGCCAAUCGGAAACUAGCAUCAGUGAAUACGCAGUGGAACAUUUCCGCUACCAUUUUUUAAAGAGUCUUUAAAAAAAAGAAUGUUUUAAAGAAUGACAAGUUGAGAUGGAUCUAAAUAUCAUAUACAUGAAUUUAAUAGAGAGAGAGAGACCAGACUCGGUUAGCCUAGCUUAGCACAAACAUUUGGCCUCACUUAAAACUGCCACAGAAACAAAAUUGCAGCCGAGCGGACAUUGUCAUAAACUGACUUAAAUCAAGUUACGCACUUAAUGAGUUCAAUGUAACAACCUGAUAGUCACUUUUCACAGCGUAGCAAAGCUCACUUUCUGCAACCUGUGUAGCAUCAUGUGUCCUUAUGGUUGAAAUGCUUUGGAUAAAAGCGUCAGCUAAAUGACAUGUAAUGUGAUGACAGCAUGGGGCAAUUAGCAUUCUAGCUAGGUAGCAAUGGACGGCUGGAUAGUAAUUUGGCUAACUUGUUUGGUCCAACAGGCUUUGAUGCUAGCUAACAGGUGUGCUACCAGUGUACUUUGCCGCUCCCCCAAUUCCGCCGAGCCUUUUCAGCUCAUCCUCCGUUACCAGUUUAGCAUUAAAGCAUGGUGGAGGUGGCAACCUAGCCACCUAACAGCUAACCAUCUAGCUAGCUGCUAAUUACACCAUGCUGUAAUGCUACACUGGAUUUAACCGCCCGCUUGGGCAGACAAGUGGAUCCAGAACUCCUCUUUUGUACUGAUUUCCAGAGAGGUACGAUGUGUUAAUCAGUGAGCUUGUUACUGGGUGUAUUUAAGAACCGCGGACAUUUUUCCCCCCCGCUUCCCGUACUUAUGCUAAGCUAGGCUAACCACGCCCUCAGAAAGAGAAAAACUGAACUGCUCUUCUGUUGUUUGAACUAAUUAAAGUUACAUCAUCAGAAUAGAUUAAACAAUCCAGUCAAAUAUCACGUCCAGCUGCAGAGUUUUUUCCUCCAAUUUCAAAAUCUGUCCAAAUGGGGCAACAAGAUCGGAUUUGGGAAAACGGACACCGAUGACGGUGAGGGACUCAUUUUAUCACAACGCAGUCAGCAUUUGUUGAAGGGAGAUGUCAUUCUGGUAUAUUAUAUUAUUAUUUCUCCUUUGAUAUGCAAAUUCAUGUAUGUUGUGACAAUUUCCAGAUAAAGUGGAGUGCAACAUUUUGAUUAUUUUAGUUUGUGUUUUAGUGGUGAAACCAGUUGUAGCAUUUCAAUACAAUGUGUUAUUUGGGGUUUUGAGGGUGUUAACAAAAGGUUUUCACCUCUUUUCACAAAUCUAAUAUUUUUAAACUGUCCCUAAAAAGAGAGGAGCUUCCUCAGUACAACUGUCCUUCGGUGAGUAAUAGAGCUGACACACACACACACACACACACACACACACACACACACACACAUUCCCAGGGAGAAAAACUACAACUGAGAUUGUAAUAUCACUUUCUUUAUCGGACUAUCCUUCCCUCUCUACUCCCUUUUUGGAGGUAACUCCUUAAAAUUGAUGUCAUGUUGAUUCGAGGCCGGGAUGUAAGAGGUCGGGGGUCACCCGGAUUCACAUAUCGGCCAAUCACAUCGACCGAAAAAAGGGGAUUUUUUAAAUAUUUAAUUUAUGGAAGUUUUAUUUCAGAUCAGUGCCUGUAGUUUUUGUUUAUUUUAAUAUUUUUGUAAACAAUAAAAUUGCGUAUAAAAUGUUUAGAAAAUGAAACAAAGAAAUGGUUUAUGAAUAAGGAAAAAAACAGGAAUGUGUGUGUGUGCGUGUGUGUGUGCGUCCGUGCCGCCCGAGUCCCGAUGUCAUCACGUUGACUUGUUUCCUUUUUUCUGCCCUUCAGCAGGACAGACGGCCGAUACGCGCUGAUGAUUCUCUUGUCAUCAUUAGUAUUGAUAUUGGCGUGUGCGUGACUGUAGGGUUCCAGCCCUCUGAUGUUCAAUAUGUAGACACACAUUUGGAAUAAAAAAAAAACAGUCUAUGUACCAAAAGA
This is a messenger RNA of Gasterosteus aculeatus aculeatus (three-spined stickleback), 6943 nucleotides long. The record is from RefSeq and is a predicted model, not a curated record. Lineage: Eukaryota; Metazoa; Chordata; Actinopteri; Perciformes; Gasterosteidae.